AUGGAUAAUAAUGAAGAAGAAAUGAAUAGGCCGGAGAAAAGGACGAAGAAAACGAGUCAGGGUCGCAAAAAGAUCGAGAUAAAAAAGAUCGCAAACCCAAGCAACCGCCAGGUCACGUUCUCGAAGCGGCGCGUGGGGCUCUUCAAGAAGGCGAGCGAGUUGUGCAUCCUCAGCGGCGCCGAGAUCGCAAUCAUCGUCCACUCUCUUGGAAAGCGCGUGUUCACCUUCGGCCACCCCACGCCCGACGCCGUCAUCGACCGCUUCCUCGGCGGCGACGGCGGCGGUGGGGCCCACGCGCCGCCGUGCGCGGCCGUUGACUACAAUCGGCACUACGCGGGCGUUUGCCGGGAGCUGGAGGCGGAGAAGCGGCGGGGGGAGGCGGCACGCGGCGGCGCCGGCGCCGGCGUCGAAGGCGUGAUGUGGUGGAACGAGGCGGUGGAAGGGCUGGAUCUGGAGGAGCUCGAGCGGUACGCGGCGGCCCUGGACGAACUCAUAAAAAACGUGACGAUGAAGGCGAAUGAUUUCAUGGUGAUGCAGAGCUCCACAUCCCUAUUGCCGCCGGAGGUCGACCAGAUGAUGCUCGUUAAUAAUAUUCAAAUGGGCGCCGGCGUUUUUGAUAAUUACGAGAGCUUUGUCAAUCUACCAAACGCCGGCGGCUUCGGGCAGAUCUGA
Messenger RNA from Striga asiatica, 672 nucleotides. NCBI's taxonomy places the organism in Eukaryota, Viridiplantae, Streptophyta, Magnoliopsida, Lamiales, Orobanchaceae. The record is from the annotation of a GenBank genome assembly.